AUAAAUAAUGGAGGAUAUUGAAGAACUAGCAGAAAGUAAAGACUAUGAAAACUACAAAAGUGUUGAUACAGCAUUGAGCUUAAUCGGUCAAUGUUUAGAACCAUAUACUGUGCAAAUACUUCAAUCUGUUCAUGAUAAAAUCAAACAGAAACUUGCAGGUUAUCAUCAAUGUAACCAGCGAUGCAGUGAACAUUACCAUUACCACAGAUGGUGUCCAACAUGUUCUGCGUGGAGGACAGAACUAACCAAAUUCUUACAGAAUCCUGGAGCUAAGAUUAAAUGGCGGAACAUGAAGAGUUGGAGUUGGCCAAUAGAUGUCCAAAAUAUCUCAGAAGUGUUUCUACCAAUUUCAUGGAAAAAUAAUGCAAUUCAUCUGAAGGAUAUAUCAACAGCUUUAAGCAUUUGGACAAACUGCUCCGAGUUUCCACUUUCUAUUGUGCUUGACAUCAACCCUAUUAAAGAACUAAGAAACGACUUUGCUCAUAAACACAAAUCAAGCCAAAAGAUUGGAGCUGUAGAAACUGAAAACAUAUUCAUAACAAUGUUUGACACAUUGAAGGUUCCAGACAUUAAAGCAGUCAUUCCUAUGUACACUCAAUUAAAACAAAGUCUAAAGAAGCUGCGAAGGCAUGGAAUGAAAUCUAAGGAAUUUAUUGAAGCAGUUAGUAUAAUGAAAGGGUUAUUGAAGGAAAAAGAUUAUGAAAAAGAUAUGAAUUCAAUAAAGAAAGACAUGAGUCAAAUUCGCGAAUACAUGAAAUUGAUACUGGUUGUAAUUCUAAGCAUAAUUGUAAUAUUUCUGGCUGCCAUGGUUUACCCAUAUAAAGAACGCUUCCAUUCAAUCAUCCAUGCAGGCGAACCAGUACGGCUUUACAGAGCAACAAAUAAAGGUUGUCUAUCAGAUCAGCCAUACCCCUUGUUUCCCGAGGCGAUUCGGAUGCAUGGGUACAUUUCAAAACAUUCAAACUUUGUUGGUCGUGAAUGGUUAUUUGAACGCCUUGAACGUAGAAUAGAAAUUAAUAAAACUAUUAAAGGUGUAUUAAUAAUAGCUGACAUGGGCUUUUCAGACGUUCUGCGUGAGCAUGAAAAGAUUUGUAUAGAUCUUUUUCGCCCGGAUAAAUGUGAGGAAGAUCCUAUUGGAUGUAUGAAUCAUUGUUUGAUAUCCCCUUUGAUGAGUUUACGUGCUGAACAUAACGCUUCCUUUUUGAUUUUGGUCGACGCUUUGGAUGAAUGUGAUGAAAACCACCAUGAUGGUGGCAUCGCUUACUUGUUGAAAUCAAAGAUGCAUUUAUUUCCAAGCUGGAUACAUUUCAUACUGACUUGUAGGAAAACAUCAUAUUGUUCUCAACUGACCAAUCAAAUGUAUACUUUGAGUCUUAAUUCCAAUGAUUCAGAAAAUCAAAAUGAUUUGAAAAUGUAUUUUAGCACUCACAAAACUUCAAAUGUUCGAGAAAACUUUCCAAAUUUUCUUCUUGCGACGUUUCCUGUUGAUAUGCCGACAAAAGAUUAUCUCUCAUUGGAUAUAUUCUAUGAAGAACAGUUUAGAAGACAUUUUGGCGAUGGCUUCGAGAGUGUUAGAGAGAUAUUAGAGAUAUUAUGCGCAUCCUUCGAAGCUUUAGAAGAACGUGAAUUACAAAAAAUGAUUUCUCAUUUCAAUUCAUACAAAACCAGCAGUUAUGAAGGCUUGCUUUAUAAUUUAUCAGAAUUUAUACAUACAAUCAAAGGAGAAAUUCAUCUCUGGCAUUCAUCUUUAAAACGUUGGUUGAUAAAUACAAAAUCGAGGUUUAAAAUAGAUGUCGCAAAGGGUCAUCAUUAUAUUGCCAGCUACAUUUUAAGACAAAAAGAAAUAGAAGGGGAUAUGAUAGAUUUAGUUAAUUUGGUACUUCAUGCAGCUCUUGCAGAACAAUUCAGUACAGACUGCCUUAACACGUUUGAUGUAAUGAAAAUCAAUGAAGAUGUAACAAAACAUAACUAUCCUUUGCACCGCCUUGCCCGCCGUUUUGACAACUUUCUAGCAACAAAGCAUCUUAUAAAGCACUUUCCAAACUUAGAGCAAAGAGACAGCUUAAAUGUUACACCGAUAUUUGUGGCUGCUACACAUGGCAAUCUAAAUACACUAAGGGCACUAGUUCAAGCCAAAUCCAAUACAAAUUUUAGGACACACUCAUAUAUGCAUGUUAUACACCUUGACCUAGCUAUAAAAAUAUCAUUGGAAACACAUCACUGGGAUUACGGUAUAUUAGACAUAUCAGCGCAAAACGGGCAUCUGGCAGUGGUAAAGUAUAUUGUCGAGAAUUUGAAUUAUAAUUUGAUAAAAAUGAAUGGUAUGAACCUGCUGCCAAUUCAUUUGUCUUGCAAGUAUGGUCAUGUUGGAAUCGUCAAGUACCUGUAUACGAAACAUAAUUGGACGAUAGAUACAUUGUGCCUUUACUUUGCAUCUGAGAACGGACAUGUUGAACUAGUUUCUUAUCUUUUAGAGAUUGGUAUCGAAGAUAAAUGUAAACCAUGUAAAACAUAUCUUCAUUUCAUCCCAAGAGGAAAAUCUCGAAUUCAAGGCACCGCGAUCAUUUCAACUUCUGAUGAAGAGUAUCGACACAAAUACGUUUUAUAUGAUGACUGGAAUCAGAUCGCGUGUGAAACAGCGCUGCAUGUAGCAGUUCGGAAUAAUCACUUUCAUGUCGUAAAAUUACUUAUGAAAGACAAGUUUUCUAAGAAUACUUCACUAUGUUUUGAUAGGGGUGGAAGGACACCGCUUAUGUCAGCGCUGCAAUACAACCGUUCUGAUAUUGCAAAAGUAAUAUUUGAAAAUAUGAAUGUAAAUUUAAGUUCAAAAAGUAGAAAACCAAUACAUGUAAAAGAUAUUACACAAUUAAGCGGUGUGGAAAGAAAGGAAUUAAACACUUACUAUAUUUGUGAUAGAUGUACAAUAAUACAUGUAGCUGCAUACUUUGACCGAUCGUGGUUUGUUAAAUAUUUAAUCGAUCAUCACACAGAACUACCUGAUGUUAAGGAUAAUGCAGGAUGUCAUCCAGCUCAUGUGGCCGCCUGUGUCGGAAGCACAAGUUUUUUAAAUCGUUUGCUCGAAGUUAAUUCAAGCCAAACAUUACAGCAAAAAUGUGAUAAUGGUUCAACACCCCUCGAAUCAGCUGCCUCUUGCAAUUCAAUUGAAACUUUUAAUAUUCUUAUGAAAUCAACAAAACAAAAACAUGCACUUUUAAACAAGGAGAUGAGACAAUCUAUCAUAUUUAAAGCUUUAAAUGGAACUCGGCAUGAUUUGCAGUUUGCAAAUACGCAAAUAAAUGAAAGCACUCCAAUAAAUGAAAGCUUUGCAUUACAAAUUUUAGAUGCAAUUGAAUUUUCCGAAAGUGAUCUUGAUUCUAAGAACAUGCUUCAUCAGAACAUAUUGCAUAUUGCCAUGGAGAGUGGACAAAUUGCUGUUAUAAACAGAUUGUUCUCUAAUUAUCUAGACAGGUCAAAGCAUCUUAUUACAGAGAAAGACAGGAAUCAAAGAACCCCGAUCGAUCUAGCUAUUGAACGAGUACUUUUCACAGAAAACGUUACUUUCCUAAAACAUUAUAGUUCUAUUGAAAAUAGUUUGACUCCUGUUGACUAUGUAAUAUCCUUAUCUCUGGACUUUAUAGAAAAACAUAAGCUUUUUACAUACGAGUAUAUAAAACAACUUCUCCUUAAACUUUUGAAAAAGAACUGCAGUUUAGUAGUAAACAAAUAUUUACGAACUGAUAAAAGAUUUCACGGCGACAAUGACUUUGUAAAAGAUGUUCUUCAACAGGAUUCAAGUACAUUUGUGUCAUCUUACAUACUUAUGCUGUGGUAUUCUUAUAGAAUCGAGAAGCGUACGGACAUUUCCAUGUGUAUUAACAAUUGCCAGAAAGUAACGCAGCAAUGUCACAUGCAUACCGUUGCACUAAAAUAUGGGGAAAUAAUUAAUAUAUAUAAAGAAAUAACAAACGCUGACCUUUCAAAAAAUAUUGAAAACAUAAUUAUGAUGGAUUUUAGAUUAAAUGCUCUUUAUCCAGAUAUGCUCAGUACAUGUAAUGACGAAGAAGGCUAUAAUGUUCUAGAAAGGUCAAUUCAAGGAAGAAGUGUCGAGCUGGUCAAAUUCUUGCUGGGUAUUGGUGUUAAAAGUUAUAAAAGAAACGUUACAGAUUUAAUCAAAUUAGCAAUAUAUACGAAUAAAGCAGAUAGAGGUGUAUUGGUCCUUUCGUAUCCGAUUGAUACAAAUACAUCGCUCAUUAAAGUAAUUAGAAAAUCAGGUUUGAUGACAGUACUUAAAAACUCAAAUCAUGUUGACUUCUUAAGAGUAAUAUCUGAAAUAAGCACGAAAUAUAAUAAGUUUAAAAGAGAUGAUUCAGGGGCAUAUAAAGAUGUUGACAUUGUUGUCUCAACACUUGUCAAUCAUUAUCAUGGACAAUUACUUCCAAAAAACAUUUGUUCCCCCAACAGCACACAAUUUUCAUUGGUACAUAUAGCUGCAAUGCAUGGUCUUACAUUAACCCUUUCAAACAUUUCAACUUAUUUUGGGGUUCAAGAAUUACUAUGUCCAAAUUAUCAUUCUGUAACCCCACUCUUUUUGGCUCAGUUAUUGAAUCAGAAGGCAGCUGCGCAUAUGCUAUCAAGUUCAGGGUCUCUACGCAACAUUAAACCAGAUGUGUUACUAAAGAUGACAUAUGCCCCUAAAGAUUAUGCUAUGCAGCACAGUCUAUGUUAG
This is a messenger RNA of Ruditapes philippinarum (Manila clam), 4726 nucleotides long. RefSeq lists its product as uncharacterized. The record is from RefSeq and is a predicted model, not a curated record. The transcript is spliced from 5 exons. Bases 8 to 4726 code for a protein of 1572 amino acids. Gene Ontology annotation, molecular function: protein binding. Lineage: Eukaryota; Metazoa; Mollusca; Bivalvia; Venerida; Veneridae.